This is a messenger RNA of Diplodia corticola, 1284 nucleotides long. Its product is annotated as actin filament organization protein app1-like protein. The record is from RefSeq and is a predicted model, not a curated record. Gene Ontology annotation, molecular function: phosphatidate phosphatase activity. Bases 1 to 1284 code for a protein of 427 amino acids. Gene Ontology annotation, cellular component: actin cortical patch. NCBI's taxonomy places the organism in Eukaryota, Fungi, Ascomycota, Dothideomycetes, Botryosphaeriales, Botryosphaeriaceae. The transcript has a single exon.
AUGGCCGUCGAAUACGCCCGAGAUGCCUUCUGGCAAACGCUGGGCUACAUCGCACAAGAGACGGAAAGCGACCGCGAGCUGCGGACGGCCGGGCGAUUCGCCGACUUUGAGAAGACCAUGCCGCACCUCCCACUCAGCCGGCUCCGCGACAUCUCGGUCGUCGACAACGUGUCGUCGUACCUGGGCAAGCGCAACCCGCUCGCCCGCCCCGUCGAUCCGGACAAGCACGUCGUCUGGCUGCAGGACAACACGGCCUACCGCCCCAACGGGACCAAGGACGUGUGGGAGGCCGAGUUCGUGUGCGCCUAUUUCGUCAAGAACAGCGGCCGGGACUGGGGCCGCGUCGUGGCCGACAUCGCCGACAAGGCCGGCCUGGGCGCCGGCAACAAGCACGCCGAAGCCACCAUCGCGAAGCGCCUGGAGCCGUGGAUGGACUCCAUCCUACCCGCCCACACGGUCAAGAUCCGCAUCGGCGACAACAACGACGACGACGGCGACGAGAGCCAAAUCGCCACCCUCGGCCCCAGCGACCGCAGCGGCGUCUCCAAAACCCUCAUCCGCACCCCGGACCGCCACCGCCACGCCGACGGCGACACCAUCACCUCGCACUCCAUCAACCACCUCGCCACCCGCCACAUGACCACCACCUUCGCCGAGCCCACCGGCUGGGCCGUCAUCUCCGACAUCGACGACACCAUCAAAAUCACCCAGACCCCCUCCCCCGCCGGCAUCCUCCGCAGCACCUUCGUCGACGACCCGCAGCCCGUCGCGGGGAUGCCCGCCCUCUACGCGCACAUCCGCGCCUCCCUCGGCGGCAACCCCCCCUUCUGGUACCUCUCCGCCUCGCCCUACAACCUGUACCCCUUCCUCCGCGACUUCCGCGCCCGCUUCGGCUUCCCCGACGGCCCGCUCCUCCUCCGCAACGCGUCGUGGAUGGACCUCGCCGGCUUCCUCGUCGCCCUCACCGCCGGCACCAAAGCGUACAAGACGGACCGCAUGCGGGACUUGCAGCGCAUGUUUCCGCGCAGGCGCUUCGUGCUCGUCGGCGACAGCACGCAGAGCGACCCCGAGGCGUACGGCGAGAUGGCGAGGCUGUUUCCAGAGUGGGUGGGCAAGGUGCUCAUCAGGCGCGUGACGGGCGUGGCGGAGAUCGAUCGGACGUCGAAGAAUACGGUGGAGAGGUUUGAGAGGGCGUUUGAGGGCGUGGAGAGGGGGGUUUGGACCGUGUUCGAUCGGCCUGAGGAGGUGUAUGGGGAGGUGGAGAGGUUGGUGGGGAGGAAGUGA